Molecule: messenger RNA, 1301 nt
Organism: Cucumis sativus (cucumber)
Lineage: Eukaryota; Viridiplantae; Streptophyta; Magnoliopsida; Cucurbitales; Cucurbitaceae
Product: F-box/kelch-repeat protein At2g44130
Exons: 1
Coding region: 61-1104 (347 amino acids)
Biological process (GO): negative regulation of cytokinin-activated signaling pathway; regulation of phenylpropanoid metabolic process
Molecular function (GO): protein binding
Source: RefSeq, a predicted model, not a curated record
AAGCUAAGUGAUCUUCGGCAUUCAAACAAAAUAUCAAUCCCUUUUUUUUUCUCUCUCUCAAUGGAAAACUUCGAAUCCAACUUCACCGAGUUCAUUCCGGGUCUUCCUGAAGAACUCAGCCUCGAUUGCAUCACUCGUUUGCCUUACACAUCUCACCGUCUUGCCUCCGCCGUUUGCCGCCGUUGGCAGCAACUCAUCUCCAGUCCCGAUUUCUAUUACCACCGUCGAAAAUCCGGUGCCACUACUCUUCUCUCUUGCUUCAUUCAAGCUCUUCCCCCAGCUUUCUCCACCACAGGAUGGAAGCUUUGUACUUCACUCGCUUACGGACUCACCGUUUUCGACUCACUGAGUCAAUCCUGGGACCGAAUCCCUUCGAUUCCACAAUACCCAGAUGGUCUUCCUCUGUUCUGUCACAUAGCUAGUACCGAAGGAAAACUGGUGCUCAUGGGCGGCUGGGAUCCAGCAACUUACGACCCGAUUAUUGAUGUUUUUGUUUACGAUUUCACCCAAGGUGCCUGGAGGAAGGGGAAAGAUAUGCCAUCUAAGCGAUCCUUUUUUGCAAUUGGUGCUUCCGAUGGAAGAGUCUACAUCUCCGGUGGCCACGACGAGAGCAAAAACGCCUUGAAAUCGGCAUGGGUUUACGAUCUGAGAACCGACGAGUGGACUGAGUUGCCCCAAAUGAGUCAGGGGAGGGACGAGUGUGAAGGUCUGAUGGUCGGCCGUGAAUUCUGGGUUGUUAGCGGCUACGACACCGAGCGACAGGGGAUGUUCGACGCCAGCGCCGAAGUUUAUGACCUGGAUUCCGGGGAGUGGCGAGUAGUGGAUCAGGCAUGGGAAGAAGGCCGGUGCCCGCGGGCAUGCAUCGGAAUGGAUAAAGACGGAAAACUAACGAACUGGUCUGAAUCAGCUCCGGCAGUGAGAGUGGGAGCGUGUGGGAUGGUGAUGGGAAGCCGGACUUUAGUGACCGGAUCGGAGUAUCAAGGGGGGCCGCAGAAUUUCUAUGUGAUGGAAGGGGAGGGAGGGCAAAAUGGUAAAAUGAGGAAAAUUAAUGUUCCAGAAGAGUACGGUGGAUACGUGCAAUCGGGAUGCUGCGUCGAGGUGUGAUUGAUGAAAAUAUCGGGGGGCAGAGGGUAUUGUCGUCAUUUUGCUAAGUUUGGGAAUAUUAUAUAUAUAUAGUUAUCGACUAUGUACAUAUUUACAUACAGAGUGGGAAGAGAUUACGAAAUUUUUUUUGGUAUGAUGCGUAAUUAAAACUUUCCUCAUUUUCCAAUAUAAUAUAUAGUUUUUGGACUUUGGGCUAA